AUGUGCAACUCAAAUGAAGAGUACUACAAAUUACUGGGUUCAGUUUCAGUAUUGGAGUUAAUCGGCAAAGGACUUAAUUGGUCAAAAUUAACUGAAAUGGGCAUAAAAUCAUUAAAUUAUGAUUUCAGUAAAAUAAUCAAUAAUAAUAACAAUAAUAAUAAUAAAAAUAAUAAUAAUAAUAAUAAUAAUAAUAAUAAUAAUAAUAAUAAAAAUUUUUUCAACGAAAAGCUUAUCCAGGAAGUUAGUAAAACUAUGGAAAAAAAUAACCAAGAGAACAAUAAAAAACCAGAUAAUACGAACCAAAAGGAUCAAGAUGAAAAAGUAAAAGAAUUCCUUAGUAAAAUCUCUAAUAGCAUGAACAAAGUUCAAAAAACUACAAUAACUGAUGUCAGUGGGAAAAGAUAUCAAGUUGAUUUGAACAAUGUUGAAUCAAAACCAAUAGAAAUCAAAUCAACAAAUGGUUUUGUUGUAGAUACUACACCUGAUCAAAUCUCACUAAAAAUAAUAAUACCAGAUGAAGUUUUAAAAAGAAAUGUGGAUAUCUCAAUAAAAAGCUAUAAUCUUUAUAUUGGUUCUCAGGAUUGUGCUGUUAAUAAGGAUGAUUUAAUUUCAAAAAAUAUAAAAUCAAUUUUGAAUGUAGGUUUUGGUAUAGAAAAUUUAUUUACUAAAGAAAAUAGCAACAAAAACAAAAACAACAACAACAACAAUAAUAAUAAUAAUGAACAAGGUUUGGUUAUUGAUUAUUUUAAUUGUGAAAUUUUAGAUGAUGUAUCAUUUAAUAUUAUUGAUCAUUUCGAAAAAUGUUUUAAAUUUAUCGAUAAUCAAAUGAAAAAUGAAGUUGGUUUAUUGUGUCAUUGUAAUGCAGGUAUUAGUAGAUCAUGUACAAUAAUAAUUGCCUAUUUAAUGUAUAAAUUUAAUAUAGCUUUAUCAGAAUCAUUAGAAAUAGUUAAAUCAUCAAGACCUCAAUGUAAACCAAACCAGGGUUUCAUGAAACAAUUAGAAAAUUAUGAAGUUUUAUUAAAAGAAAGAAAAUAA
Messenger RNA from Dictyostelium purpureum, 1035 nucleotides. RefSeq lists its product as uncharacterized. The transcript is spliced from 2 exons. Gene Ontology annotation, cellular component: cytoplasm. Gene Ontology annotation, biological process: regulation of MAP kinase activity; protein dephosphorylation. NCBI's taxonomy places the organism in Eukaryota, Evosea, Eumycetozoa, Dictyosteliales, Dictyosteliaceae. Bases 1 to 1035 code for a protein of 344 amino acids. Gene Ontology annotation, molecular function: JUN kinase phosphatase activity. The record is from RefSeq and is a predicted model, not a curated record.